Molecule: messenger RNA, 1552 nt
Organism: Thecamonas trahens ATCC 50062
Lineage: Eukaryota; Apusomonadida; Apusomonadidae
Exons: 2
Coding region: 1-1524 (507 amino acids)
Biological process (GO): clathrin coat assembly; vesicle budding from membrane; clathrin-dependent endocytosis
Cellular component (GO): clathrin-coated vesicle; clathrin-coated pit
Molecular function (GO): phosphatidylinositol-4,5-bisphosphate binding; SNARE binding; clathrin heavy chain binding
Source: RefSeq, a predicted model, not a curated record
AUGGCGGUCGCAUGGCUCAAGGACAAGGCAUCUGUGCUCAAGGCCACAGGCAACGAGCUGGAGAAGGCUGUGGUCAAAGCCACCUCACACCUGGAGGUGGCACCCAAGGCCAAGCACGUCCGCAGGCUCAUCCUCACCACCUACGACUCUCCGCAGGAGGCUGUCUUUGCCAUGCGCCACCUGCUGGAGAGACUGCAGUCCAAAGACUGGGUAGUCGUGCUCAAGGCAAUCACCGUGUUUCAUCGGCUCUUCCGCGAAGGUGACGACCUCGCCAUCGACAAGGUCGCACCGCAUCCAGAGGUCUUCUCAGUCCUCGGCUCGUUCAUCGAUCGGUCGGACGUGCGGGCCAUGGGCCAGUCGACCUUUGUACAGAACUACGCAAACUACCUGGUGGAAAAGCUGGCGGCAUACUCGGCGCUCAAGUGCCAGUUGGAGAAGCCGCCGCUUCCGGGAGAUCGCCAGACUGGGACUUCCAUCAUCAAGGGCAUGAAGGUCCGCAGGCUGCUCAAGGUCGUGCCGCGGCUCCAGCGCCAGCUCAACAUGCUCUUCACCUGUGACCCAGACGCGCGCAUGCUCGACAACGGCGCCACCGUCUUUGCUUUUACCCUCCUCAUCAAGGACGCCUUCAAGCUCUUCCACCUCGUCAACGAUGCCAUCCUCAUCAUCAUCGACGCCUUUUUUGACAUGAAGCAAGACGACGCCCUCCGCUCCAUCACCCUCUACCAAGAGUACGUGCUCGAGUCGGACCUCAUUCGUGACCUCAUGCGCAAGGCAAACAAGAUUCCGGGCCUCGACCUCAACAUGCCGUCGCUCAAGCCGGCGUCGACAGGCCUUCUCUCCGCCCUCGAGGAGUAUGUCAACGCAGGCAACUUUGACCACGCUGAGGCCGAGGUCCGUGACGUCUCGGAGCUCCUCGCAGACUCGAUGCCGCACGACCUGGUCGUUGGCGGCUCGUCGGCGCCUGCCCCGCAGUCGGCCGCGCCCAAGUCGGCGCCGCUCAUCUCGCUCGGCAACGACGAGUCGGCGGCCCACCUCGACCCGCUUGGCACGCCCGGCAAGACCGCCGCCGCCGCCGCACCGUCCGCGGCGGCCGCUACCGCUUUUGAUCCCUUCGGCUCAGUCCCGUUCGAGAAGCUCCUCGCCCAGCAGCACUCGUCCGGCGCGUCGACCCCGACCCCGACCCCGACUUCUGCUCCCGCCACAGGCGCCCCGCUCCUCGACAUGGGUGGGCAGGCGUACGCGCGAAAGCAGAGCCAGAUCAAUGAGCUCCUGCAGCAGACGUCCAAGCCUGCUCCGGCGCCGGGCGUCUUUGGCGGCGCGCCUCCGAUCUGGGCCGCUCCGGCUGGGCAACUGGCUGCUGGGCCACCCCCGGCCGCCGCCGCGGCCCCGGCCCUUGCCGCCCCGCUAGUCCCGGUCACCUCUUCGUCCAAGCCAACCGGUCCGCUCGACAAGCAGGGCACCGCCAAGCAGUCGUCCAACAACCCGUUCGACUUUGGCGACCUCCUCGAGGCCUUCCCGCAGUAAUCUCGUAACUAAACGCACGGAACGCUGG